Aspergillus pseudonomiae is the source of this 1482-nucleotide messenger RNA. Its product is annotated as Zn(II)2Cys6 transcription factor. Gene Ontology annotation, molecular function: zinc ion binding; DNA binding; DNA-binding transcription factor activity, RNA polymerase II-specific. Gene Ontology annotation, biological process: regulation of DNA-templated transcription; DNA-templated transcription. NCBI's taxonomy places the organism in Eukaryota, Fungi, Ascomycota, Eurotiomycetes, Eurotiales, Aspergillaceae. The record is from RefSeq and is a predicted model, not a curated record. Bases 1 to 1482 code for a protein of 493 amino acids. The transcript is spliced from 4 exons.
AUGUCCCCCGACACACGUAGAAAUGAAAGUAGACAGCGCGGGAAAUACACCACCAGAGCAUGCGAGGAGUGUCGACGGCGACGAGCGAAGUGCGAUGGAAACAAACCAUCCUGCGCCAGAUGCUCCCAAUGGCGGAUCUCGUGCCAGUAUUCUGUCACGGAGGAUGGUCGGAGGCCAGCGUCCAAGACAUAUGUACUUCUCCUGCGACAGAGGAUAGAAUCGCUAGAAAGACUCCUGGAACGGCAUGGGAUUGAUGCAAGGGAGUCGCAAGUACCCGCACAGCUGCCGUUAGAUACGAAACCCGGCAGGAACGGCGACACGUCUUCGGAGAUAGAUAGCCUGGCCGAGAAUUUCAAGGGCAGGCUGGCUCUGGACGAAUCGCUGAAUUUCGACCAGGACGGCGAGAUGAGGUAUUUCGGGCCGACUAGUGGCCGACUGCAGUUCCAGGGCUCGUCCAGUAAUCGAGUCAGUAUUGAUGGCUCAGCGUUUUCGGUCUCCCCGCCUGAUCAAGUGUCUGAUAGCUAUGGCUAUAUCGACCCCAUUGACCCGAUCACGGCUGGCAUGGGGGUCCCGAAGGACGUUCAGGACCACCUAAUCGAUCUGUAUUUCCGGUGGGAGCAGCCAUGGUAUGCUGUGGUCGAUGAAGAGCUCUUCAGGGAAAGUAUGAAUAAUGGUGGACGUUACUGGACGCCGCUGCUGCAUAAUUGCAUUCUCGCUCUGGGGUCGCGGUAUUCCGACCGUGUCGACGUGCGAUCGGAUCCCGAUGAUCCAAAUACGGCGGGGAAAGCAUUCCUCGAAGAAGCGAAAACCCAGCUGCACAGGGAGAUGGAACGGCCCAGUCUUACCACUAUCCAAGCAUUAGGUCUGAUUGGCAUGGUGUAUAUUGCGAUGGGGGCCGAUGCUGCUGGCUGGCUGCACCACGGGAUGGCGAACCGGCUGAGUCUCGAUAUGGGCCUGAACCUGGACCCGGCUGGAUUUGAAGAGACGAAUGCGAUGACGCCACGGGAGAUUCAGCUCAGAAGACAGAUAUACUGGACCCUGUACUGUCAUGAUAAGCUGUCCUCUAGCUACACGGGACGAAUCUGCUCCAUGCUUAUGGGCACCCAAACCACUCCUCAAGGAGCACCAACGACCGGCCUUCCUCAAGUCCUGUCUCCUAGACCUGAGGUCCUGGUUCUACGACCUCCCCACAGAAUUACGAAUCGACCGCGCCAACGACAUCCCCCAAGCUUACACACUCCACAUGGUGUACCACACAGCCAGAAUCCUGCUGGCCAAACCAUUCAUCAUGAGGGAGAUUCCGCCCUCGAAGCCCAAAAACGAAACCACGGACCUAGCCCACUCCAUCUGCCGCGAAUCCGCCCGUUCCAUCUGUCUCGUCGCCCAGAAAUACCGACACACGUUCGGAGGAUACCAUCUCAGCCCAAUCACGGCAACACAUUGCACAUUAUCGGCAGCGCUGGUCCUGCUCGACGAAACUGA